Molecule: messenger RNA, 892 nt
Organism: Poecilia reticulata (guppy)
Lineage: Eukaryota; Metazoa; Chordata; Actinopteri; Cyprinodontiformes; Poeciliidae
Source: RefSeq, a predicted model, not a curated record
CACCUAAAGUCCAACGCGGAAGUAAACAGUAGACUCCGACCAAGUUGGAUCAACCGUUCGGGUUGCGGAUUAUUUUCUUAUGUGAAACGUAUUUAUGUCCGUUUUGACCAUGUAUCCAGUUCAAACUAUGCGCAAGUUUGUCUGCGAUCGCCUGACUGCGGCAGCUCAGGAGAUCCUGGGAGCGUUUGAGAAGAGAGUAGAAGAUUAUGAAGCGGAGCUCGCUCGGCAGCGCAGGAUGUUGGACAUGGCGUUUUCCCCAGAGAUAAAGUUACAGAGGGCAGAGAUGAAGGCUCUUCUAAAUCAGCAGCAGCACGGCAAUAAUUACGACGUAUCCAGAUUUCUACCAGAUACUGUGCAGAUUAAAGAUGAGCAUGAAGAAAUGAGCAUCAGCCAAGAAAGACCGCAGCCAUUGCAGCAUCCACAACGGCUGCAGCCUUUGCAGCAACAAGGACGGCCGCAGCCAUUGCAGCAUCAGGGACGGCCGCAGUCUUUACAGCAACAAGGACGGCCGCAGCCUUUGCAGCAACAAGGACGGCCGCAGCGUUUGCAGCAACAUGGACGGCCGCAGCCUUUGCAGCAUCAAGAACUGCCGCAGCCUUUGCAGCAACUAGAACGGCCACAGCCUUUGCAGCAGCUAGAACGGCCGCAGCCUUUGCAGCAACUAGAACGGCCGCUGCCUUUGCAGCAACUAGAACGGCCGCUGCCUUUGCAAGCACCAUCUCUAACCUUCUCACCGUACUCAAGCCAUCUCGCUAUUCAGAAGCUGCCAGCAUGUCGAAGAGUUGUGGAAGCUUUUGAGCGCGUCUAUGACCGCUACAGGUCACAGACCGGUGCAGCUGAACCACUGGUGGAGAAGGAGUGUAUCCUGCGGGAUUUCCUCCCACUGAAGUGA